Molecule: messenger RNA, 1716 nt
Organism: Paraglomus occultum
Lineage: Eukaryota; Fungi; Glomeromycota; Glomeromycetes; Paraglomerales; Paraglomeraceae
Source: the annotation of a GenBank genome assembly
AUGGAAGGGGUGGAAGAGUCGGGAGAAACUAUUACUCUCAAUUGCCUGGUUCUCGGGGACCAUCCUGAAGAUGAUGUUUUCCCAAUCACUAUUGCUAUGCACAAGACAAUCGAAGAGCUCAAGAAAUUUAUCGCGGUGGAGAAACACGCCACGUUUUCAGAGGCCAACAGGCUUAGGCCCUGGAAAGUCAGUAUUCCUCCUGAUAACGAUGAACAAAUGACUACUCUUCUCCAAGCGGCUGAUGCUUUUUCUCGAGAGGGCAAAAUUGGCAAUAUCUUAUCAAAAAUCAACUUAAAAGCGAAAAAUUGCGAUGACGGAUUGUUAACGAAGAUGGUGCUUGAUAGGCAUAUUCACGUCCUUAUCGAACACCCGGCCGAGCGGGGAUCUCCGACGAAAAGACGUCGUUUAGACGAGGGCUGGCAAUCAUACAUUGCUGCCGAUGGCCAACCCGUGGAUCUGCCACCCAAAAUGAUCAAGAUGCUCAUGAGCAACAAGUUCAAGCCUGAUCCUCGCUUGGCUUUCUCCCCUCUGUUGAAUGUGCAAGCAGGCACUCAGAUUACGAUUACGACGAUGAAUGUUGGUCAAGAUCCGAAGCACUUCAAAGAUGGUUACCAGGGCUCCCAAUUCUUUGUUACCGAGCAGAUGAUGGAUAUUUGGAAUACGCUUGCGAGUGAUAGUGACACCUCAAUCAAAAAGGUCUUGUCUGGCCCAAUGGGUGUAGGAAAAUCGUAUCUCGCCUGUGGAAUACGCCAAAGUGAUAAAGCAUCUGUUAUAGAAGCCUGUGCUUCAACAAUCUUUGCAGAUAUCCUCAAACAAAAAACGCGCAAAGUAUUCCUUAUCGUCGACGAGCAUGGCGCGCUGUUCAACACUGAUCCUCCAGUGGUCGACCAGCUCAGAUUGCUGGCUGCAGUCGUCAACCAUUUUCAUCCAAAUGUCGGUAAUUAUUUACCUGCAAUCGCGAACGAAAUAUUGAGGAUCACCAAUCGUGUGUCGCGUGAACUCGUAAAUUUAACCAAGAAAAUUGGAACCGCUUCUCUUACCCUAGAUGAGGUCAAGGCGAGAUUGAAAAAAUUCGAAAAGGACCGACAAAAUAAAUUUUUUGAUAAGGCGAAGACUCAUUACGAUUCUCUCUCUGGAACCUCAAAGGAAGACACCCGUCUGGCCCUUGCGGAUAUGUUCCUACCCGGCGAAACGCGAGUCACCGAGUAUUCGAUUGGCGCUGCCAAAGAAGCACUUUUGGACUUGUACAAACGCUGUCCGCUACUUGUAGCUUAUUGCUAUGCCCUCGCUAGUGACAAGUUUGACCCUAUGCAAUUUGAAGAUGUCUUAUUCCAGCAACUUAUACGCCUUCCCAAUAUAGUGCUUCAAAUAACAGACCUAAAUGGAAAACACCCCUUAGAUAUGCGUUUGACUAUUGAAAGGUUUGAUUUGCUCCAGCAACCACCUGAAUACUUCGACGGGAAUGCUAUUGCGUUGCUACCGCGGAUAUCCGCGACACAUGACGUAAACACGGCAAAAAUCGAGAAUGCUUUCGACCGAGAUUCCAGUAAUAAGAAUCAAAUAGAAUACUACCUGGAUGCCGCGUUUGGUGGUACCCAUAAGCCUGAAAUCGUCACAUCCACUUACACUCCCGGGUCGAAAAAUAAGAAGAAGAUAAGCCCGGCAAACCAAUUCAAGUCAAGAUUCGAAAAAUGGUUCUCCCUGCCCAGAGUUUAA